Messenger RNA from Porites lobata, 15345 nucleotides. Lineage: Eukaryota; Metazoa; Cnidaria; Anthozoa; Scleractinia; Poritidae. The record is from the annotation of a GenBank genome assembly.
GGCGGCGAUUUCGAAGAAACGAGAUAAACAGAGAGCAGUAAGUUUGCUAUUCAUUUUAUUGUGUUAGACUGCUUCGAUUGCUUCGGAUUAUAUCAAUGUCGUCUGGACAAUUAACAGACGAGCAGCGAAGGAGGAUUGAAGAAAAUCGUCGAAAAGCUCUUGAGAAACGAGCUGCUCGUUUACGCCAACAACAAGAGCAGACGGCUUGGUCGACGAAUACUGCGUCAACAACAUUUAAACUUAAUAUCAACAGAGGCAAUUUUGUCUCCAGUAACGCUGCUCAACCUCCAAGAGAUGAAAAUGCAUUGCUUUCUUCAAACAAACCUAACUCGUACGUGCCACAAAGGCAGAUGUCGGCGAAAUCUGAAGGAGUCAAACACAGUUUAAACGUGACACCAUCGGUCGGUCAAGCUUCUAAUGCGAACCUUUCAAUGAACGGUAAUACAAUACGUUCUUCAACUGGCUUUAGUGGAGAAUCGCAAAAUAGUUUAGUGGGUGCAUCGAAGGCAAUGGUCAAGCCCUCAAAUAAUGAAAGAUCUUCGCGCUCUUUUCAAAGCACUGUGUCCCAAUUUUAUCGUCCUCAAAACAUUCCGGACUCAUCCUCAUCUAAAAGGAAAUUCGAAAGUACCAACCCUGGUACCAAACCAUCGACAGUAAGCUCUUCAGGAUUCGCAAAUAGCAAUUCAGGAUCCCUAAAAUCCGGUGUUGUUUCCAGUGUGAAUGUCAAAAAUACAGAGAAAGAAGUGAAAGGAAACUGUGUAUUAAUGAGCAGAGAGAGGUUUGCUGUUGUUGUACCAUAUCAGCCUCAGGUUAUUGGGAUUUUUAAGACAAUUCCAAGCAGAAGUUAUGGUAAGAUUCAUUUAAUUGGUUUACUGUACAUCCCCAUGUAAGAGCCCACGCAUUAAUAAUUAUUAGUGCCCUUUCUUUAAAAUAAGGGCCCUUCCCUUUGGGCACUAUUCAUAUCAGAAAAAUGUAUUCAAAUGAGAAAAUUUCUCACCUGCCCCUGUUCCCUUUCAUAGAUCUGGCCAGAUCUUCAGUGUUUGAAACCAUCAUUAUUAAUAGUCAUCGGCUAUGGCUUACUUAUAGAUGUUUUGUGCUGGAAUGUAAAACUCCCUGAAGAAGCCUACAUUAGCCAGACAAAAGGCGUAUGAUAGUCAACAAGUUUUAACACUGCAGUUUGCAGAGUGCUGCUCACUUCAGUCAAAAAGGGGGCUUGUAGGCCUGCAUGACUACUUCUGGCUUCAUGUAAUAAGAAUAAAUUUUAAUUCCCCUGAAUAACAUUUACCCGCCUCCCCCACCCUUGUUCAAGACUAGGUUAACUGUAGGUAGUUAAUAGGUGUUUCUCCACCACAUUUUUUUUCACAUUUUCUUGUUCUUAUAGACAAAAAAACAUGCCAGUGGAACUUUGCUUUGACUGACUAUAACAGGCUCAGUAAGUUUUAUUGCAAUGUUAUUUUAGGUAAUACUUAAUAAAUAUUCAAUUUAAUAGUCAAUAGAACCAAGCUAUUGUUUAGAGGUUAUAAUUUGUGAAAAAGAAGGAUGGAACUUUUAGUCAGUGUACAGUACAUGUAGUUCACCCUUGUAAAAUAAAUUUGUCUUUUAUUGAAUUAUUUAUUUAUCAUUUAUUCAAUAUUUAUCUUUUUAAUGAAUUUUCCUGGACCUCUUACUCAUCAUCUUUGUUUAAAAUCCAGCCAUAUCACUUCAUUAAUCAAAGAUAUAAUAAUUUUAUGUUCAUCCAUUUGAAAGGUAAAAACACUCUUGGAUCUACAUGUACAGCAAGGCUGUCACUAAAAUUUUGAGUUCCCGAAUAUAUGCAAUAAGUAGACAGGAAAUUGAGCUAGGAAAUUCUUUUGAUUCUACUUUCAUUUUGUUUCCCUUGAAAAUAGGGGAGGGUCAAGCUCUUAGCAGCGGGGCAAAUUCCUGGCCUUGGGCCUUAAUGACAGCCCUGGUUGGUCCUUACAUAAUUUACAUAAAGUAUUCCACUUCAACUUGUUGUACAAUCGUAUAACUCUCUUGCAGUGAAAGCAGUACAAUCAUUACCUGCCCAUGUCAUUGUAGAAGGACUACCUAAGGCUGUGACAUCAACAUUUCUGAAAACCACACCAGGCACUUUACAAGAAUUGUCAACCACUAACAUUAAUCUGAACUCAGUUGAUCACAAGCUUGUUCAGGCACUGAUGCCAUUUCAGCAAGAAGGAGUCAGGUGGGUGCUGCUUAUGCUUAUGUUCUGGAAUUACCACAUCAAAAAACUGACCGAAAAGUUUGCCUCUAGAAUCAGAAAACAUGUUAGACAACUGGUUCCCCAGGCAACACUGCAUUUUAUUUGACUAAGUUUUAAUUUAACCUUACUUUGUCUACUGUAGUAGUGUUUGAAAAUGAGUGGGGUAACUUUACAAGAUAAGCUGCAAAAAUUGCAGAAUAACUUAAGCAGCCCACGUUUUCACAUUCUCAAAUUAUGAUGCUGAUGCUGGCCAGUUGUUAGAAAUUUUGGGGUGGAAAAAUAUUGACAGCCAAGGAAACACACAAAAGGAAAUCAUCAUGGUAUUCAAAUACCUACAUGGGUUAGCUUUGGACUAUUUUGAAUUAAAAUUCUCUCAGUGCAAUACAAGCUACAACCUAAGGGACUCUGUGUUCGAUUACUAUGCAAAAAUUAUUUCAAAAGUUCUUUUAGUUGUAGUGACUAUUACAGAUGCUUAGCACCAAAUAUAAUAUGUAACCAGUAUUUGUUUGGACUUGAAUGAAUGGAAUGCAGAUCAUGCACAUUUUGACCUUUCCUAUCAUGUGAAACUUACCCAACGCACCAGCUUUAAAGCAAGAGCGAUUCGACCUUUGAUCAGAAGCCUUAAUCUAACCCACACCUUGUAACCAUCGCUUAUUACUAGUUUAUAUACACUUGGCCCCAGUUGUUCAAAUGUUUGAUAGCUCUAUCCACAGGGUAAUCCACUAUCCAGUAUGUAAGUAUUGGGGAAAAUUUGCACUAUUCACUGGAUAGAGCUUUAUUCACCACAGAAUGAUAUACAUUGUUUUCAUCCUCUGGCAGCAUAAAAUUAUUUUAAUACACAUAUGCCAUAAGUCUUUUAGUAUAACCUUUGAGCCUAUGCCAAUAAAAUACAACUUAUUGCUUGUUCCACUGUUUAACAGUUUCAGCAUUCGUCAUGAUGGCCGAGUGUUGAUAGCUGAUGACAUGGGCCUGGGGAAGACCAUUCAAGCUAUCUGUGUUGCUUGUUACUAUCGUCCAGAGUGGCCACUCCUUAUUAUUACACCAUCCUCUCUCAGAAUAACUUGGCAGCAGGUUGGUAACUUAUUGUGGGCUCAAAUUAAAAAUUAAUGUGACUAUUGCUUUGGUUAAAUUUACAUCACUGUGGUAACAUUACUAGUUAAGAGUAAAAUGUAGGUUUUCUUAUUUGCAAUAGCGUCUGUCAUUAAAUUACCUACAUGUGCUUUACAGAUCAUCAUACGUUUCUGGGAAACUGCCCAACUACCCCUCCCCUAAGCCAACAUUAACACUUACUUCUCACUUAAGGCAAAUUUUGGCUUAGGGGAGGGGUACGUGAGCAGUAUACAUGCUAUUUAUUACUUCUUGCCUAGCUUAGCUUUUUAGCCUUCUAGCAACUAGUUAAUUAGCCAUCAAGCCAUUCUCCAAAGGUCCAAACUGAUUUCUAUGACACAUAAUGCCAGCUUCACUAUUUUUCGUCUCCAUCAAUGGAUUGAAGAACAUAGAAACUCCACUACUGUAGGAACAUGAAAGAAUACCGUGGAAUCACUACUCUUGACCUCUCCUCCCUACGAGCAGAGUCUUCUAUUCUGUUCACCAACAACUUCUCCAUCUUGAAAUAUUGAUGUAAUGGAAAACUGGACUGUUUAAUUUAUGAAAUGGGCUUUACUCAAUCAAGAGAAAGCCUACUGUAAUUUGACAACCGAGUGUUGAUCAGACUCAAUUUGAUUUGGAACAUUACAAAGAACUAUUGAGACAGUGUGACAUCUAAAUCUAUAUGACCUCAAAAUGUGUAUUUUUUUGCUAAUUUUUGUUAUAGUUGCAUUUAAAACCAAUAGUAUGAAAGACAGGAGCUCUAUGACCUCAGCCAAUGAGCAUGAAGUAAUAAGCUAUGAAGAGGAUCAAGUUGUCACUCAUUAAACCCUGCUUAAAAACCCUAUGCUUUUGAACAAAGUAAUUAAAAUUUAGAAGUUCCAUCUACAAAGUUAAAAAUAUUCUUUUUGUAGGCUUUUAUGAAAUGGCUCCCCUCUGUAGAUCCACAGCACAUCAACGUGGUUUUCACUGGAAAGGAUAAUCCAACAGCAGGACUUGUAAACAUCAUCAGUUAUGAUCUAUUGAGUAAAUGUAUAGAGGAUUUGAAAAAGAAGCAGUUCAGGGUCAUUAUAGCUGUAAGUUAUAGUUUUAUUACCAUAAAUUCUCUAUUAAGCACCCCCCUCUCUAAUAAGCCUCCUCCCUUUUCAGGGGAAGAAAGUUAAUGGCUCCCUGUCUCUUUCAAGCCCUCCCCACUCACCCUUAUUAUUCUUCACUAGUAAAUGAUAAACUGUAUUAAUGAAUCACAACUGUAAAAGUUGGUGCGGACUGAUCUGGAAUGGUUUGUUCACCAACUGGAUUUGCUUGAUUUGUUUUUGAUCCUCGGCUGCAUGACCUCCAGCUUCUUGUACUUGAGCUUUUCCAUCUUGCAUUCUAGUUCUUUAUGGAAAACUGAUACCAUCAUCUGGGCCAAAUUGAAUAAACCCCCCGUCUCUAUUAAGCCUCCCCUCAAAUGUGUUUGAAAUAAGCCCCGCCGGGCUUAAAAGAGGAUUUACGGUAUUAUGGCAGUAUAUAUGCAAACUUACCAUUUUCAAAUUUCUCUUGUUUAACGUCAGUGAAAAUGUGGGUUAUAUUAUACUUUAUUUCUAUAUUGAAUUUUUUUUUAAUUUUCUGUAUUGAAUUCUUUAAUUCGAUGUGUUGCUUGGUUUAGUACUGCUAAGUGUUGUAACUUUAUUUAUGUCCUCUGAUAGGAUGAGUGUCAUUUCAUCAAGAGCUACAAAGCCUCGAGAACUAAGGCUGCCCUGCCUUUACUUAAGGUAUGUGAUCGUUUUGCAUAUAUUUGCUAUCACAAUUGGCCGUUUUUGUACUAGAGGCCUCUCCGGCCUCCUUGACUGAAUCUUGCUCAUUCUGGUAUGGUUUAAAAGAUCUCUUCACCCUACACAAGUCAGGAACAAGUUAGCUGACAAGGACUUGACUGUUAAAACUGACGACGUCACAAGCGGUAGCAGGGACGCUAAUUAGGGCGAAUGGGCUGAACAUUUUUGACAAUAUUAACUGCGACUGGAGGACAACAAUGCUGGCUGUAACCAACGGUUUGAUGUGACACACAUGUCCAAUACUCACCACUGGUUUGUUUGAGUGAAACAAAAGGAAGUACAUUGCUUGGCUGCAUCUUAUUAGCCAAGUGUAGAGAGAGGGUCCUGUCAAGUGGUGCGACUCGUACGAGUCGUACAAGUACAACUGGUGAAAUAGCAUCUCAUUGGAGACACUUAGAAUGUGUGAGCAAAAUUGUCGAGAGGGGGCCUCUCCGAGUGGUACGACUUGUAUGUCUUGUGGGAGUCGUGCAACUGGUGAAAUAGCAUCUUAUUAGAGACACUUAGAAUUUGUGAGCAAAGUUGUCGAGAGGGGGCCUCUCUGAGUGAUACGACUUGUACGAGUCGUCCAACUAGAGACACGAAAUUGAGAGCGGAGUUAUCUCACUAGUGACAACUGGUGAAAAAUUUGGAGACACUUAGAAUUUGUGAGCAAAGUUGUCGAGAGGGGGCCUUUCGAGUGGUACGACUCGCACGAGUCGUCCAACUGGCGAAAUAGCAUCUCACUAGUGACACUUAAAAAUUUAGAGCAGAGUUGUCAAAAGGAGAGCUUUCGAGUGGUACGAGUCGUGCAACUGGUGAAAUAGCGCGUCCCCGGGAACGCAUAAUUUUAUAUACCAUGAGUAUUCCUCGUUCUAUAAGCAUCAUACACGACAAACAUUCGGUGCAUGAAACUGCAAAAUGGCUUAAAAUAUUACGAUCAUACAAAAAGUUCCAGUAAGCGUGUGAAUAAGAACGUAUACACCCUGAAUAUUCCUCGUUCUAAAAGCAUCCUAAAGGCCAAAAUUUCACCAGUUGCGCGACUCGUGCAAGUCGUACCACUUGAUGUUUAGACCAUUUAUGACAUUGGUGCAGCGUUACAGUUUACUUAUCCCACCAAGCCGUCUGCAAAACAAGGCGGUUUAACGCGAUGGAUUGAAAGGCCAUUCCCUCGUAGCAUUCCUUCUCGUUCUUUUUUUUUUUUCUUGCGUUUAUUCAGUAGAGCGAGGCACUUUAAAAGAGGAAACAAUCGCAAGCAGUGUACCACCCAUGGCACCACGAACGUUAGAGAAGCAAUAGGUUUAACAAUGAACGUGGAACGUUGAUUUUGGCACAUUUCUUUGCCGCCACUGAAGGACAGCAUUGACGUGAAACUUCCUAAUGCGAUGUUUUGGAGGACGCAACAACGCAACUCCGCAUUUUUCUUUCUCUUUAUAAACUUGAACUCGGUCCCUAAGAAUUCAGCUCCUAAAAAAACUGAAAAAUUUAAUAUCGUGAUGAAGUUUAAAACUGCGCGAAUAUUUGCUUGUUUAUCUUUGUUUCCGCUGCCGUUGCUGUCGUAGUUGUCGACAAAUUAGCAAUAGAUUUAGGGAGCAAUCGGGCAUCACCCUUUUCUGUAAAUUUUAUCUUUACCGCCCCAGCACAACUGCGAGAUAAAGCUACGAAGAAUGUGAACAGCAAUGUGAUAAAUUUUACAGUAUCUCUCUGAGCUCAGUCCCAGUCCUGUCUUCUCUGCUCCUUCUUGAGUUUUAAUUGACACUACAAAGAGUAGGUAAAUACAAAGCUUUUCUGGUAAAGGCUUCCACAAGAGGCGAAGUCGAAGGUAACAAGGACUGUAGGAAAACAGUUGAUACGUUUUUGAGUCUCACUUUCGAUUUUAUUAAUUAAUGCUUUUUCUUUAACUAUUAAGUUUGUCGAGUUUUCUCGACGUAUUUUUCUCUCUUUACUUAGUACAUUCUUUUCAGAUGAACUAUAUUGCGUAUUGUUUACAGGCAGCCACCCGUGUGAUUUUGUUAUCCGGGACCCCAGCUCUCUCCAGGCCCUUGGAGCUUUACACGCAGAUCUGUGCCAUUCAGCCAGGGUUGUUCCCCACCUUUCAUCUCUUUGGAAUCCGAUACUGUGCUGGACAACAGGUAGCAAGAAGUUUUUCGGUUUUUUAGAGAACGCUAUGCGAACAGCAUUCAUUGUCAUCUUUCCGAGCUCAUGGACUGGAGCGGGUGAUUUAGCAGUUAUUGUUUUAUAAACCAAAAGAAAAGUACCAACAGAGGACACUAUUCUGACUAUUUUGAGUCUUUUACUGGAGACGGGACUGCCAUUUGACGUGGUCAUCCGAGUCACGUGAAUGUCUUGCUGGAAGUACCUUCAUUUCUCAGUUAUUUUAGGAACCUGAUUAUCCGAUCUUCCGCUCUGCAGUCAAGCGCUGUACCGACUGAGCUAAUCCUGCUGCGGUUGACCACAUGAACAAAGAACAAUGAUCUACUAUUAGAAAGCAGCAAAGAAGAAAAGCGACUUACUCGUUGAAAAAAAAAGAUGGUGAAUUUUAAGCUCGGAAAAUGAAUAUGUGAUAAUCAGCAUGUUACGAGCGUGAUCAGAUCUCUCCAUAGCUCAUCGGAUAGGACGCCCGCUCGGUGUUCAGGCGAUCAUAGGUUCGAAUCCUGUCGAGGAAUCAGGAUUUUUUUCUUUGUCCCACGCUUGCAACAUGCUCAAUUACCUAUUUUAGUUGACUUGCCAAUGUUUGCAAAGUAUAAAGCUAAUGACAGAAGAUUGUAAAGCCAUUUCACGAUCAUGGUCCUUGCUUUUUCGUUUUUUUUGUUUCAGAAUCGAUUCGGCUGGGACUUUUCAGGGGCAUCUAACAUGCAAGAACUUCAGCUUUUACUUGAGGAAAAAGUAAUGAUAAGGUGAAAAAUCUUUCUUUGUAUGCUGUUGACCAUGGGUGAAUCAGUCAGCUGAUCGACCAAUCAAUCAAUCAAUCAAACUGAAUCGAGUUAAUUUUCAGUCGACCUACCAAUCAGCCGGCAAUUUCCCACUUGAACCUUUUAGUCUGUCAAUCAACCAGAGGUCAGCCACUAAGGUGGUACAAAUGUCAGUUAUUCAGUGCAGAAGCAAUUACAGUCAACUUCCUUUAUAGCGGACAUUGCAUGUAGGGACCUCGAGUUAGUGUCUUCAUUAGCGAGAGUCCGUAAUAGCGGGAGUUUAUUUCAGUCAAAUGUUUGUAAUUUAGUUUUUCCUGGAAUUUAGCUGCUGACCGUAUUAUUGGCGUGUCCGUUACAGCGGGGUGUCCGCAAGGCGAGAGUUGUCUGCAAUAGAAAGAGAGAAAUGUGGAUUACUGUUGAACUAUAGUGCUAGUUAUACGGUGGAUUAAAAAACUGAAAUCAGUCAAGUAUUUGCCUGGCAAAGUGGCAGUAUGGUGAGAGAGGACUGGAGAGGACUAAUGCUCCAGAACUACGUUAGUUAAUAAACUCAAAUAUUAGUGAACCAGCCUAGUUACGAUUUUCAACCUCAUAGCCUAACCUUACAGUUGCGUCUAAUUUAUUUACACUACAGGCGAUUGAAGAAAGAUGUCCUGUCUCAACUUCCUUCCAAGCGACGACAAGUGGUAUGUCAUAUUCAAGAUCAUUUUAUCAGUGUUUUUGUGAAUGAAGUUUUGUUUGAAGCAUUUCCAAUUUUUGUUCUGUAGGUCCAGCUUGACCCUUCCCUUAUUAAAACUAAAACUUUGGAAAGAGCUGCAAAAGAAGUGUCAAAAGCUAAGGUAAUUUCUUAAUAUGACUGUUAAUCAUUUUAUCAUCUUAUAAUCGAACUAAAAGACAAAGUAAAAUAAAUCCUCUUUUUAGUAAACUUUUUGAAAGAACAACGAAUUUCUAUGUGAGGACCCAUAUGACAACAACAACAACAACUUUAUUUGUACCCUACAUUGAUUUACAUGAUACAAAAAUAAAUAGAUAAAACUGAUUUGGAGAGAGUACAAGCUGCCCAUAAUGACCAUUGAGGGUUUAAAAGAUAGGGCAACCUUACUUAGGUUAUUAAUAAAUGAUCAUAUUAAAGGGUCAGGUACCACACACCACACACAGCUACACAAAGCACACACACACAAAAAGGGAAAAAAGCUAGUGGAAAAAGAAAGACAGCAAGAGAAAGCUAAGUAAAGCUAAGUAUACCAGUAUUUUUUGUGGCUACCAGUAUCAAACAAUGGUAGCCAGAAAAAAUAACAAUUGACUUGACAAACCCUUGAGACAAACAUUACCCUACCUACUCGCCCGGUAAUGAAAGUUUUGACAAUUAUUGUAUAUAUCUGAUUGAGUAAGCUAUAUUCUAUCAGUUAUUGUUAUUUGCGUGUAAGUUAAUUGUUUAAGAAUUCGUUUCUCUCAGUGUUUUUUUACUUUCUCACAGCAAAAAGAGCAACACGGUGCCCUUCUUAAUUACUUCUUUGAAACGUCUGCCUGCAAGAUGCCAGCGGUCAGGUGAGAAAAGGCUGUCAGCAUGCGCACAUGUUCAUUUUCAUUGUCGGUUUAAGGUGGCUGACUGCAAAUCAACCCCUGUACUUUGAUGGAUCAGCGCUACUACUGCGAGGCACUGACUUUUCGCAAACUCUUCAUGUAUACAAGUUAUACUAAAAAAGGGGUGAAUGAACUUUGACAUCCGUUACGUUUCGAACCUCAACAACUCGAUGCUGUUUAAAAUCAAUACUAAUUUUUAUGGUAAUGGUACUAGCAUUACUGAAAAUAACCUAAUUAAAUGAAAAAAAAAUGCACUCUAUUUGAGAGUCAAUGCAUUCAGCACGAACAAGAACUACUGUACUAAUUGGGGACUCUAUUUUUUUACGUCUCCUACUGGACACCGGACUGCCUUUUUACGUGCUCAUCCGUGCCACGCAAAGGUCUAGCCGUUUGCAGGGCAAAGGAAGUACCUUCAUUUCUCAGUUAUUUUAAGACCCUGAGUAUUGGUCCGUCCCAGGGAAUCGAACCCACGACCUCCCGCUCUGCGGUCAAGCGCUCUACCGACUGAGCUACAUGUAAUCCUGCCGCGGUUUACUAGCUCAGUCAGUAGAGCACUUGACUGCAGAGCGGGAGACCUGUAACGGAUGUUAAAAUUUCAGUUUCUUUUUUUCAAAUUUCGCUUACUGUACUUUGCUGUUACAAAAAUAAAUUGGUAUACAAAGAAUGCUUGCCAUUAAUGUACAGUAGUUUAUUUACUUUUAUUUACCAGGGAGUACAUUUUAGACCUGCUUGAAAGCGGCCGCAAGUUUCUUGUGUUUGCCCAUCACAAAAGCAUGUUAGACGCCAUUUGCAGUUGCCUUAAACAAAAAGUAAGUUGUGUACCCUUUCAAGAUUAGUUGACUUUCUUUUCACACCAAUCUUGCAAACUGAGGAAAAAGGGACUUCAGCUCUAAUAUUUGUUUAUAUUUUCCUUCACUUUCUUAGAAGUACAGUUACAUUCGUAUUGACGGCAGCACACCAGCAGGGGUUCGACAGAAUCUGUGUGAUCAAUUCCAACAGGAUAAGGACUGUCUGGUAGCUGUUCUCUCUAUUACUGCUGCUAAUACAGGUAUGAAAGUACUUUUCACUUGUUCUUUCACUGUAACCAAACUGGCGGCACCAUGCGAGUGGAGCCUCCUUUGUCUUCUUGAGUGAGGAGUGAAAAGAGGCCCUCUCUUAUUCACGUCAAACCUUUGAGGUCGCCGCAGCCCAAAUCUCUGGACCAGUCAUUCUUCUUUUCUCUCGUCAAACUGGGUUUUUCGAGUGCGAGCAUCCUUUUAUUGAUAAACCGAUGGUCAUUCUUGAGCCAGCUGUAUCCUAGCAACAUCCCGCGCAUGCUCAGACCGUCAGCGUCUGAAAUAUCUCCUUUACUUUGCGCCUUUCAGCAUACAGCAAUUUCUUUACAACUAGCAAACCAGUUUUCAAAUUCUAAGUUAAAAUUGGGAAAAAAAUCAUUUCAUUUACUUCUUCAAAAUUUCCAAAAACCACUGUCAAACAGUCAGGUUUGCUUUUAUACAAAUAACCAACUGUAAAAAAUGUCGUGGGAUAUUUGUACUCGUUUGGUGCAUUUUUUGUACAGUAACCAAUGCAAUAAGAUAUUGUACAUAAUUAUGAACAUUCUAUGUCCUCAGGGCUGACUCUUACCGAGGCAAACGCGGUCGUGUUUGCAGAGCUCUUCUGGAAUCCUGGGGUGAGUUCAGAAGUUAGCUGUUAGCUAUAGUUAAGGCGCACUUAAUCGAUCGUCUGAUUUAUCCCUAGACGGCUGUAAUAUUAUCACCCUGUGUGGCGCCCGUAACGUUUUUUUUUUUUUUUUCAAAGCCCUCGUAGUUAACAACCGUUUAAAAGGAUUUGUCCUGCCGGUGAUUGUAAACUCUAAGACUAUUAUUAAGGUAUUUAGAGGAAAUACGGAUAUUUCAGAAACCGACCGGAUGACGUUGAUACUGGUUUCCCCGCGAAAUGGCUUCUGAGGAACGACUACAGAAAUUCCAUACUGAUGACGCUUCUGAUUGGUCAUGCCGCGUGGAAAAUUUACUUCAACCAAUCAGAUACAUCACCCAGAUCUGAUUAGUGACACGUCAUCAGUAUGGAAUUUCUGCGCUUGUUUCUCAGGCGUCAUUUUGCGGGCAAACCAGUAGUGGCGUCGUAAAAUGUCGGCUGUUUUCUCAGACUAUGAUGAUAAUUCGGGGUAUUGACUAGCUGAUUUAGCUCUGCUUAAAUGGUUCUCACUGAAAAAGUUAUUGCCCGCGUUCGUGAAUUGCGUGCGCUUUGUAGAAAUCUCUCCGAGAGGGGAAGUUGUAUCCCGAUAAGAACUCGAUAUUGAAACCAGUUUGGUCCACUGGCACAACACAACCGGACAUCCUACAAACUUAAAGUGUGCUCACUUUUAUCACUCCUUUCGUUGUGCUUCAAGAGAGAAUGAUCUAGCUCAUUCUCUCUUGUGUGCUUAUUUUAGCCUGAGAAUAUUGGCAUGACCUGAAUAAAUUCUUGCAAACGACCUUCGUGUGUGAGCCGAGAUUUAAGUUUCUUCAAUUGAACACUCAAUAUCGGAGUUAGACGCAUUAAAGAUAGUAAAAGUAAUGAAAACGUUUGGCUCAGAAAACUAAACAUCCACCCCACAAAUCACCCUUAACUUGGCUAACAAGAUUGAUAAAGUUUACAUUGUAAUUAGGUUUUAUGCAUAUGUUCAAAAUCGACCCCCUGUAUGGACAAGGGUAACUGGUUAAAUGAAUGUCCCAUUCUAAUUCUUUCUUACAAGUUAGUGCAUACGGCAAAAAGAAGCUGUUAUUUUUCUAAUAAAAAUGUUUAGUUGAUUUCGCUUUCUAGUGGUACAAUACAAUGUAAUGAGUUUAUUAACAUGUCCCAAAUUAGGAUUUUCAAUGUUAAUUUACAAUCACCAGAAAAAAACCUAAUCACAAGACUUUUAAAAAAGUACUAAAAAUUAUUAAGAUGAACUAAACUAAAUUUGACCCUAAAAACAUUACACAAGACAAAGUAUAGAUGCCCAAAGUUCCCUACGGGCACGAUGUUUAAAAAGAUCAAUGUUGUAGUUUUUUUUUUUUUAUCUCGGGUAAUUUUUGUUUCUGGGUUUAGUAAUGUAUGCUAAUGAAGUUAAAACAACGGGAAAAAUAAAAAUUACCUGAGACAAAAAAAUUAACUACAACGAAUCCUCAACGCUUUUAACUUUCGCUCCCUUUUUUCGCCUCUUUUUGCGUCAGCCACGCUAUAGUCGUGUUCGGCUUGUGCAUCCCUGAGUACAAGUGGCGGUUUUUAUAGAACUCAAAAAUGCAUUAUCUUCUCAUAGAACAUUGAAAACUAUCUUCUAAUUGGCAGGUACUGACCUUAUAAUUGGGUGUCAGAUAAGUUCACAUAUGAGAUAACAAUCUUAAAGUGUUUUAUUUGACACUUGACUAGCAACUGUUGUUUUGCUAGGCUCUUGUACAGGCCGAAGACCGCGUGUACAGAAUAGGACAGAAGAACGCUGUCAACAUUCAUUACCUUGUGGCUAGAAAGACUGCAGAUGACUACCUGUGGUAAGAUGCCAGACAUGUUUCUGCGGAUUUUAUGUGAAGUUUGUGCCUUAUUCGCCACUUCAGAAACGAAAAGGGAACUGGACCGAGUUUACUUUCGCUAAGACCUCCGGGAUUGUUACCACGAGGGACAGGAAAAAAUUAGCCAAUAGGGAGCUUAAGCAACAGCGUUUUUGAGCGACGGACGUCAACCGGAAGUGGACUUUUUGCAGCAUUGGGCUGUGGUUUGGUUGAAACCCUUGGGUAAAUCGUCGUUAUAGGAGAAAAGAAACUCAGCAAUACAAAUUUGGUAGUGUCCAGGCAUAUAAAAAGGGAGAAGGCCUCACUUCCGGUUGACGUGCGUCGCUCAAAAACGUCUUUGCUUAAGCUCCCUAAUAGCUGAGUGGCGUGUCCCCAGUAACAAUCCCAGAAUCAAUUGCGGGACACGCUUUAGCUGCCUUCUCGUUUCUAAAGUUGCGAAUUGCCCUUUAUGCUUUCUAUAUUUUGGCAAAUGAUAGCAAAAUUAAUUGUUAUGAUUUUAGUUGCAGGAUAAAUAGAUUAAGAAGAAAGGUUAUCAUUUCUUUGAGAAAACAUUUUUUUUUUCACCAAAACUUUUGCCGCUGUUUUUCAGGCCAUUAAUCCAAAAUAAGCUGGAGGUUUUGGGCAAAGCGGGACUUUCCGAGGAUGUGUUGGAAGCCGACUGUACUUUCUUCAAGGUGCGCGUUCUAAUGCCUUUUAGCGAGAACAGUUUUGUCAAUGUGUCCGGUAUGGCUCUUAGCUUGUGCGGAGACGUUUGCGUCGCUCUCAUUCGCGUAGUUUGCUUGUUGUUUCUACGCAAAAGCAAGCGACGCGAAUGACUCCGUAAAUGCUAAAAACCAUGCCGGAACGAAACCUCUGCUAGCAAGAUAGAAAGUGAUUUAAUCAGAGAAUUGUAAUACGUCAUAAAUGUCUGUUUGAGACGGCUUUUUUGUUUCUUUUCCUAGGAUCCAAAGCAGCAAACAUUGUUUUCAUUUGUUGAGUCCUUUGUGGAGGAUUGCACAGGAGACCAGUCCACAUCGCUGUGUGAAACAGUGGCUGAACAAGGUUCUCCUUAUUCUAAUAAUAAUAAUUCGGAGUUUAAAACAGAAACGUUAAAAGACGUCAAAUUUGUAAACACAAGCGAAACAAGAAAGCGAACGAAUCCUGAAUCCAAUUCUUUGGAGGAAGGCAAUCUUAGCCGUGCAGUGAAGGAUAAUUUUGAUUGGUUUGAUGGUAUGGUCAAUGACGGAGAUAUCUUUUCGGAUGACCUUUAUGAUCAAGAAGGUUUGAACUACCAUAUUGAACCUGGGCCAUGUGCUAAGAGAUAUCGCCGGUGAAUUGUGUUUUGCUUUGUAGCGUUGCAGACAUUUUUGUCCAAAGUGCCGUGAUUGCUGUAGAUUUCUAACGGGUCCACUCAAAUUGAGUUUUAAAGUGUGCAUAGAUUUUUUAAAACUAAUUAAUCACUAGUGGAAUAAGAUCUGUUGAAAGCAUAUUUUUGGAGUGUUUGGCUCAAUUCCAUGUGAAGACGCGUUGAAAAUACAAGUAGCCGUGGUCGGGUGUUAACUGUUUCUAGUGCGACCACAACCAUUGAAGGUAAGGCUGCCGAUACACGGCGCGAGCUCUCUAGUCCGACAAUGACAGGCUAUAAUCUUUUCACAUAUUGAAAAUCCCCCUAGUCUUAAACGCUUGCCUCAGUCUUCUUUGAAUCAAGGCAAAGGGGACUCAACACGUAGUAAGUCGGCGUGUCAUAUUGAUACAGCAACUAUCUUUAAACGACGAGAAUUCUACGGCUUUAUUAUGAGCAAGAUUAGGUUCUUUCCUGAUUUUUUAUUGCCCCUUCCCUCGAGGACAAGUUACGUUCAAGUCUUAGCCAAACCCAUCGGAACCUGACAAAUAACUGUAAUAUAAGUUAAAACCCUACUGGAUAUCAGUCGAGAGAAAUCAUAUAUAUUUACAGUAUAGCAAAUUAUUGUAAGCCUUUCGCGAGGCUUGGACCGAAUGUAAUGUAGUGCAUUGAAAAAACAGAGACUAUUGGUAGCUAUGUUUUGGUUCAUUAUUAAGUUGGUAUUUCUCAAUGUGAUUGAGUUGUUUUUAGUGUAAAGUGACAGGUCCCGUUUGAUUAAAAAACGAGAGAGAUCCGAUCUAAAUAUCUUUUUGGGUGUUAAACCUGUUUAUUUAGGCAAGAAUUACAUAUUAUAGAGCCCCAAUAACUCCUUCGGCUCGUGAUUUUAAACCCGAUAAAACACUGCUGC